Triticum turgidum subsp. durum (durum wheat) is the source of this 1239-nucleotide messenger RNA. Lineage: Eukaryota; Viridiplantae; Streptophyta; Magnoliopsida; Poales; Poaceae. The record is from the annotation of a GenBank genome assembly.
AUGGAGGCCUUCCUCGCCGGCUUCCGGGCGCCGCCUCGAGCUUCCGCCGUACCCACCGCCCGGAGCCCGCCUCCCAGCCCCUUUUUUCUCGGCACACGGCGCAGGAAGCCCUCCUCCUCUGCCUCCGUGGUCUGCAUGGCGGAGCCACAUCUCAUAUCAAAGUUGGAUUCUACAGAGAGGGCAUGGAAAGAAAUGUCGAUUAGAUUGGGUGACCCUGACAUUGUCUCAGAUCCGAGCGAAUACCAAAAACUUGCACAGUCUGUUUCCGAUCUGGGAGAGGUUGUGACGGCAUAUAGGGAAUUUAAGGAAUGUGAACGGCAGAUUGAAGAAACAAAAGCUUUGCAAAAAGAGAAUGGUGAUGACCCUGAUAUGGCUGAGAUGAUAACUUCAGAGCUAGAGUCUCUCUCUGAUCAGCUUGCGGAGCUCGAGGAAAGACUGACGGUACUUCUGCUUCCAAGCGACCCUCUAAAUUCACGUAACAUCUUACUUGAAGUAAGAGCUGGCACUGGAGGUGAUGAAGCUGGAAUUUGGGCUGGUGACCUUGUACGCAUGUAUCAAAGAUAUUGUGAGCUCAACAAUUGGAAGUUUAAACCAGUUUCUUGCUCAGAAGCAGAAAAGGGUGGAUACAAGACAUUUGUGAUGGAGGUGAAGGGAAAGCAAGUCUACAGUAAACUGAAGUUUGAGUCAGGUGUGCACCGUGUUCAGCGUGUACCACAGACAGAGACUAUGGGUCGUGUUCACACGUCAACCGCAACUGUGGCUAUUAUGCCAGAGGCCGACGAAGUGGACGUGGUUAUCGAUCCAAAAGAUAUUGAACUUAAAGCUGCAAGAUCUGGUGGAGCUGGAGGGCAGAAUGUUAACAAGGUGGAGACGGCUAUUGAUCUUAUUCACAAGCCUACGGGAAUAAGGAUAUUCUGCACAGAAGAAAGGUCACAACUUCAAAACAAAGAACGCGCAUUCCAGUUAUUAAGAGCAAAACUAUAUGAGAUAAAGUUAAGGGAGCAACAAGAGUCCAUAAGAACCCAGAGGUUACUGCAGGUCGGUACUGGUGCUCGCUCGGACAAGAUACGGACGUACAAUUAUAAGGACAACAGAGUGACUGAUCAUCGGUUGAAGAUGAAUUUUGUAUUGUCUAGCUUCCUUUUAGGAGAUAUUGAGUCAGCUGUUCAGUCCUGCGCUGCAUUGGAGCAGAAGGAACUCUUGGAGGAAAUGGCCACUUCUUCUGCAGUGAAGGCAUGA